Messenger RNA from Cladocopium goreaui, 1404 nucleotides. NCBI's taxonomy places the organism in Eukaryota, Dinophyceae, Suessiales, Symbiodiniaceae. The record is from the annotation of a GenBank genome assembly.
CAAAAACUGGACUGCGGAAGUCUGUAAUUCUUGCUGCAUUGAAUCUGACUCAGCACUGACAUGCUCGCUUCCUUUCUUCGAUCGACAGUACUUUUGGGGCUUUGUGCCACAUUCAAGGCUGAUCCUACAGCCUGUGAGACUGCUUUCUUCAACUUGGUGAGUGAAGAUGCAUGUGGAAAUGAGAACGGACCAGACGCAUCCUCUGCAUGCAGUGCAACUUGCAAGCCACUGGCUUGUUCAGUGGUGAGCUCCUGCACUGAUGGGUCCAGCAUUGCUUAUGCAGAUGAGAAAGGUCCAGCCUCAAUUUCUGCGGAUGAAGUGCGGAGCAUUGUCAAGGAACUUGAGUCUGAACACACCAACUGCCCCUGCAGCGCAGCCAAGCGCUCGAAUCUGACCAAGGCCUUUCAGACCAUGAGAAAGAGCGCCAAGAAGGAUCCAGUGUCCUUGAGGGGCAACGUGGCAGACAGGACUCAAGAACCAGCUGCAACUGCUUGUGAGACUGCUUUCUUCAACUUGGUGAGUGAAGAUGCAUGUGGAAAUGAGAACGGACCAGACGCAUCCUCUGCAUGCAGUGCAACUUGCAAGCCACUGGCUUGUUCAGUGGUGAGCUCCUGCACUGAUGGGUCCAGCAUUGCUUAUGCAGAUGAGAAAGGUCCAGCCUCAAUUUCUGCGGAUGAAGUGCGGAGCAUUGUCAAGGAACUUGAGUCUGAACACACCAACUGCCCCUGCAGCGCAGCCAAGCGCUCGAAUCUGACCAAGGCCUUUCAGACCAUGAGAAAGAGCGCCAAGAAGGAUCCAGUGUCCUUGAGGGGCAACGUGGCAGACAGGACUCAAGAACCAGCUGCAACUGCUUGUGAGACUGCUUUCUUCAACUUGGUGAGUGAAGAUGCAUGUGGAAAUGAGAACGGACCAGACGCAUCCUCUGCAUGCAGUGCAACUUGCAAGCCACUGGCUUGUUCAGUGGUGAGCUCCUGCACUGAUGGGUCCAGCAUUGCCUAUGCAGAUGAGAAAGGUCCGGCCUCAAUUUCUGCCGACGAAGUGAGGGAGUUGGACAUGAUGAUGCUUCGGGAAGACGUAGUGAAGGAGGUGGAUUACCUUGCCAGUCGGAUGCAAAAACCGCCAAAGUGGCCUCGACCGGUGGAGGACGCGGAAACGUACCGGGUACCUAUUCCUGGCGAUCGUGUAUCGCUGCGGCCCAUGCGAAGGCAUCCCGAGCUCACUGGUGCAUCGGCGCAAGUGAUGUCAGGAGUUGAUCCUGAAGGUUUCGUCACGGUGAGGCUCAAAGAAGGGGAAAAAGCCAGCCUGAAGGUGCACAUUGAACGCUUGCGACCCUUGGACCCACCAAGUCACUCGGUUGAUUUCCCAGGGAGGUCCGAGAGAGUCACUUUGGGAUGCGGGGGAUAG